Messenger RNA from Epinephelus moara (kelp grouper), 2393 nucleotides. RefSeq names its product major histocompatibility complex class I-related gene protein-like. The transcript is spliced from 7 exons. Gene Ontology annotation, cellular component: external side of plasma membrane. NCBI's taxonomy places the organism in Eukaryota, Metazoa, Chordata, Actinopteri, Perciformes, Serranidae. Gene Ontology annotation, biological process: immune response. Bases 86 to 1171 code for a protein of 361 amino acids. The record is from RefSeq and is a predicted model, not a curated record.
CCGUGAGCAAAGAGCGUUGCAUGCACAAGUGACACGGCAGGAGACCCAGCUCGGUCCUCUAGUCACAGGUGUUUCUCAAAACAAGAUGAAGCUGUUAUUUUUGCUGCUGCUCCUCUGUCACAUUUCAUCUCCAGUGAAACACACCCUGAAGUUUUUCCUCACUGCAUCUUCUGGAAUCCCAAACGUCCCAGAGCUUGUGUCUGCUGCAGUGGUUGAUGAACAUCUGGCAGCUUACUGUGACACCAACAAAAAGAUAGUCGAACCAAAACAGGAUUGGAUGAAAAAAUUAUUAGAAAACAAUCCUCGGCACCUGGAGUGGUACACUCAAGAGUGUUUUAAGAUUCAGCCUUAUCGGUUCAAAGCCAAGAUGGAGAGCUUCAAGCAGCGCUUCAACCACAGUGGAGGUGACCACAUUUUACAGAGGAUGUAUGGCUGUGAGUGGGACGAUGAGACUGGAGAGGAAAAUGCUUUUAUUCGGUACGGUUACAAUGGAGAAGACUACAUAUCAUUGGAUGUAAACACAUACACAUGGAUUGCUCCGAAACCACAGGCUGUCAUCACCAAACUGAGAUGGGAUGCUGAGAAAGCUAGGGCAAAAUGCAAUCAGAUGUACCUUACGCAGAUUUGUCCUGAGUUCCUCAAGAUGUAUGUUGCCUUUGCCAAGAGCUUUCUGCUGAGAACAGACCUUCCCAGAGUGUCUCUUCUCCAGAAGUCUCCCUCCUCUCCAGUCAGCUGCCACGCUACAGGUUUCUACCCAAACAGAGCCAUGAUGUUCUGGAAGAAAGAUGGAGAGGAGAUUCAUGAGGACGUGAACAUCAGAAAGAUCCUCCCCAACCACGAUGGAUCCUUCCAGAUGAGUGCUGACUUGAACCUUUCAUCAGUCGCACCUGAAGACUGGAGGAGGUAUGACUGUGUGUUUUAUCUCUCUGGUGUGAAGGACAACAUCGUCACCAAAUUGGACAAAACAGUGAUCAGGACCAACUGGGAGAAGCCCAGUGACAUGACCAUCCCCAUCACUGCUGCAGCGGUUGUUCUUGCUCUCAUCGCUGCCACUGGAUUCACUGUUUACAAAUGGAAGAAAGCAAAAAGUCCUCCACCUCCUCCUGACAGCAGCUCUGACCUCACUGAGAAACUCGAUCCAAGUUCGGUUGAUGAACACAGAAAAAAGUAAAUAACUUGGCAUGUGUCAUAUUAUAGUUUUAAAGAAGCAAAAGACAUUUAAAGAUGGCUUCAUGCAGCAAAAGUGUAGUAGUAGUCACAGUAUAUGUAUUGAUAUUUAAAUGUAAGAUAGAAUGGUUUCAUUUCACAUUUUUUUUAAUUUAUAUUUCAAAUGUGAAUUUUAUGAAAAUGUUUUAUCAUUUAUUAACACUGAUGCAACAGUGUGUUUCCAAUCUGUCUUGAAGCACAUUAAAUGAGACAGACAGUGAUGGUGGUUGGACUACUGAGCCAUGGCAUUCACAUGUAGUUGCCUGAAGCCAGUUGGGCCAGUCACUGUAGUUGAGCCUGAGCAGGUAUAAUGUAGAUAUAAAGUAGCAGGGUAUUGGCUCUUCGCUUGGGUGACUAAAGGAUUUAAAGGCAGCUUUAAGAUGCGUUAGGUCAAGGUCAGAGAACGGUGUUGCUUGUCAGAGGACUCAAUAUAUCAAUGACAGCACGACCAACUGCAGGUCCUGAUGAAAGGUCAAAACAAUAUUUAACAUGCAUACUGAGCUACAGCCACUGAAGGUCUGUCACCACAGCUGCCAUCCGCUCUCAUGCCAGCAGAGUACUGUCCUAGCUGGAAGCGAGGCAGGGGGACCACAGGAUGCACUAGCAAGCUAAUUGUCAUCUCAUUCGUGGUCCAGUAAACAAUAAAUUCUUCAAAUGCAGUGCCCCAUAUUAUUUUCCAAGCUACUGUAGCUGUCAUAUUUUGUGGAGAAGGAACCUUCACUUGCAGCUGUGGCAACACAAAUUCAGCUUGCUUGUGACCCAGCAUCGGGGGUUUGAUGCUUGACCGCUUCGACUGUGCACCAGAUCAGCAAACUUGCUGCUGUUACAUAGGUUAAACCUGGCGCUGAGGUUUUGAGCAGGCCAAAUUUGAGUUGCUACAGCCUUUAACAGAAGCAAUAUGGGCUGUAGCAACUCAGAUUCAGCCAGCACAAACGCUGGCGCUCCCUGCUGCAUCAAUAAAGGGACCACAGUGUGUGCUAGUUAGCUAAAUCUUGUGCUGCUGCUUUGUUCUGAAUCUGUGCAAUAACCACACCUCAUUCAUUUGAAUAUGUACAAAAUGGAAAUAAAAACAGCUGGGUAAUUUUUUGGACAUUUUUCUGUGUAUUGAUAACCAUAAAUUAAUGUCUAAAUUAAAUCUAUUGCUCUUUCUUUUGGUGUUGAUGUUUUGCUUUUUAAUAAAGUCCACA